Molecule: messenger RNA, 3527 nt
Organism: Linepithema humile (Argentine ant)
Lineage: Eukaryota; Metazoa; Arthropoda; Insecta; Hymenoptera; Formicidae
Product: leucine-rich repeat-containing protein 15
Molecular function (GO): protein binding
Source: RefSeq, a predicted model, not a curated record
GCGCGGUUUAGAGAGCCGGCACGCUCAUUGAUUUCGCAGCGAAUGAUUUCAGGCGACCGAUCCUUCGUCUUUUCGGCGCGAUUUACGACGAUGAUAUUACGCGAUCCGAGACACGCAAAUAUUAUCUCGGCAGCAGCGGCGAAGUGAAUUGUGUGUGGCUGUGAAAAUGUGGGUUACGCGCGAUUAUUCGGUCGUCUAACUCGCCUCGGUAAUGUAAAGGAACAUGGAGGAACAAUCAGUGAUACAUCGCAGCGUGCUUCUGUCGCUGGUCACGUGGUUGACAAUUUUGUCGAUUGUGGGAUGUCAAAGCAUCUGUCCCACUAGAUGUUUAUGCUAUCUUAUCCGAAUGCCCCGCACUAUCGAAUGCUCGAGACAAGGAAUGCUAGUCUUUCCCGAAAAUAUUAGUGAUAUUGUCGAGCAUCUAGACUUGUCGGAUAAUCUCUUAACUGAGAUCACCGACGACAUUAAUCGACUGACCGAGCUGCAGUACCUGAAUCUGGCCAAGAAUCAGCUCAAUUUCCUGCCAAGUAAUCUGGAGGAAUUAAAAAAGCUCACCAGACUAGAUCUAUCGAACAACGCCAUCACAAACGUAGCAGACAUUGCUUCCAUUAGCCAGCUACCGACCCUGACAGUCCUAUACAUCUCAAGGAAUCCAUUACCUAACUUGAAAGGGCUAACCAGCGAGGUGCUUCAGGCGCUGGAUGCCGGCCAUUGCCUUAUAACCGAACUCGGCAAUCAGUCCUUGAGUGGAUUACCAGCUUUGACUAGUUUGAAUCUCGUGGGAAACCCGCUGAAAAAUAUUCAAACACCUGUCAGCGAGUCGCUGCGAUGGUUGGACAUGUCAGACUGUAUUUUGAACUAUCUGUAUCCAGAUACUUUCAGUCAAAUUCCGAAUCUAGAAGAAUUACGACUGACCAAUAAUCCCACGCUAGUGUACAGUACUCGACACGCGACCUUGCAGCAUCUCAAGCUGAAGAGACUGGACGUAUCGAGAUGCAACCUCGACAGACCCGGACUUCACGGCUUGCCGGCGUUAACGCAAGCUCGGCUUUCUCACAAUGCAAUUCGUUUAUUGCCAGAUCGCAUUUUCACUAGGAACAGACAACUAACGCACUUGUACCUGAACGCGAACAGUCUGGAACGAUUAAACGCCAGCACUUUUCAAGGUUUGAUGAAACUGCAAACGUUGGAUCUGUCCGCGAACAAUCUUGUGGAGGUUCACAAGCAAGCAUUCCAAAAUAACAUUAAUCUCAAGCUUGUGAAUCUUUCCUACAACUCUUUGCACCAAUUUCCGGAUUUGGCGGCGACUUUCCUCGCGACGCUGGACCUAUCGUUCAAUCUAAUUAACCGUCUCAAAGCAAAUUCUCUGGAGAAUCUGCCCAUGAUUGUAAAUCUGAACUUGAGGGAUAAUCAACUGCAAGCGUUACCACGCGGCUUACAAUCGACGACGUUAAAAGUGUUGAACGUGCAAAGAAACAGGCUCGUCGAAUUACAUAAUAGCAGCUUUUCUGAAUUGCCGUCAUUACAAAAGAUCGAUUUGUCAGGAAAUCGCUUGACAGAGGCGAUGGAUCCAGUCAUAUUUCGAAACAAUCCAGAUUUAGCCGUGAUUCGUUUAGAAGAUAAUCCAUGGCGAUGCGACUGCACGCAACUCUACGUCACUUUCGAAUUCUUGACGGAUCCUCCGGUCAAAACUACAGGAUCGAGUUUGAUCUGCCAGAGUCCGGCAAACGUUUCCGGCUAUUCGUGGGAAGUCGCGUGUUUCGAUGCCUGGAACGUAGACGUGUAUCAUAGCAAAGACAAAAUUUGGGGAAUGGUAAUCGUGAGCUUACUUAUUUUGGUCGUUCUAUGUGGCAGCGUAGUGUCAAUCAAGCACACCAUGAAGAUAAAAAGAAGAGUCGUCGAACAGAGACAGCAACUCGAGAUGGCAGAGAGGGAAAGAUUACGACUUUUGCACAGAAGAAUCACAACCGACCAGCGCAGAUGUACAUACAUAACAAUCUCAAAUCAACAACGUUUGGAAGAGGAGGAACUAGAAGAAUUGGAUCAUCCAUCGGAACCUAGAAUUAAUCCUCUGGAAUUAAUCGGACCACCUACUUACGAGGAAGCAGUCCAGAUGCCCAGACUCGUUCAUUCCAUGGACGCUUUAAACGAAAUCUCCGUCGACAAUAGUGCCUUGCGUGCUAUGAGUUCUGUGGAUAAUCUACGGAUAAAGAAAAAAAGAACGAGGAGGCCCAGAAAACGAACUCAAAGCGAGGACGAUCUACUGAGGCGGGAAGAACGUCGGCAGGAACGAAUCAGAAGAGAGAGAAAUAAUUCUAACAGCAACAUCGGCGAGCAGCCGCUGAACACGAAUUCCAGAAAUCCGAGAACUUCCUUGGCGCGCAGAUCCAGAAGGCACAGUGCCGUGGACGAGUCCAUCGAAUCCGGCAGCAGCAAGGACAGACCGAGACCGCAAACUCCUAACACAAAGAAGAAAAAGAGAAGACAAAUGAGUAGAAACGAGCACGUAACCGAUGACGAAGAUUCCGAUGUUCAGACAUUUAAUUCCAGCCGAUCUGUCGUCAUUAGAGAACUUCCACGAGAACCCAGAAGCGGCUUUAGAAAAUCAUUCAUAGAACGCGAAACUUAAAAUAUUUUAUCAAAACGAUUCCAAGCGUAUAUAAUUAAUUGUUUAAUACUUGCAAUAAAAAUUUAUGAAAAAAGUUGCGAGUUUUUAGCAUUCUCGAUGCAUUUAUCGAUUGUGUGCUGAGCAUUUACAUCCCAUAUUUGGCAAUAAAUGUGGCUCUCUAAUUUUCAAUUUUACUUCUUCGACGUGAAAAUUAUUUGACAAUGAUAGAAUCGCAUUUAGCGUCGAGCUAACAGGACGAACGCAAACCUACGAUAACACACGACUGAUUAAGUGAUAACAUUAUGACGACUCACUUAUUUCUCACGCUUGCGUUAAACUGGUUCUUUUCUAUGUUAAAUAUACACGUAUUAUCGCCUCGAAAGAGGUUAAUGGUCGAGCAAACGAAACCGGCGAAAGGUAUGAGAUUUGCUCUAUAAAAAGUCAAAAAUAAGAGCGUCUUGCUGGAACGCAUUAUUUUCCCUGUCGAGGUUUAAACUAUAAUGACGUUAAAAUUGCCGGUUCGGACAUAGCGAAGAGGUGCGCCGAUCUCGGAUUACGGUAAUUUUUUGUCAGCCUAAGGGAAAUUAGAAUAUUUCGAGGUCACAAUUAACUCAUCGUCUAUUAUGUGUAUCAUUUGCAAAAAUAAAAGAGGCGGCAGAUGCAUUACGCAUAGGCUGUAAAUGAUUGAGUCAUCAAAUAUUCAGCAAUAUGCAGUAAUACUCCAGCAAUUCGUUAUUAGAUCAUAGUUCUGCUUUCAGAUAAAAUGAAUGGCACUGUUUCUAGCGAUUAUCAAAAAAUAAAAAAUUAAAUAUUGAAAUAUUAAAAUUUGUAAGCAUAGGUUCUUAAGAUUUUUCUAUCAUAUAAAUAAUAUGGCGAAUUGAUCGCGAUUGUUAAUGCGGAAUAAUUUCUUAAAAUUUAA